Messenger RNA from Brassica napus (rape), 1999 nucleotides. RefSeq names its product probable aminotransferase TAT3. Lineage: Eukaryota; Viridiplantae; Streptophyta; Magnoliopsida; Brassicales; Brassicaceae. Gene Ontology annotation, biological process: amino acid metabolic process; biosynthetic process. The coding region runs from base 489 to 1823 and encodes 444 amino acids. The record is from RefSeq and is a predicted model, not a curated record. The transcript has 7 exons. Gene Ontology annotation, molecular function: transaminase activity; pyridoxal phosphate binding.
AAUAAUUUCACUUUAUAAAUGUUUAUCAUCAUUAUAUAUAUUUAAACACGUUUUGCAAAAUAAAAUAUUUAUGUUACUAUAUUUUACACAUAAAAAUUAUAUUUGAAAUAUAUUCUCUGUUCAGUUUUCGAAAACUAAUGUAUAUGUAUUAUUAUUUUUAUUUAUAUAUAUCCAUCUAAAUUCCAUUUACACGUCCGCGCGGCUAUUAGCUAGAGGUUUAUCUGCCGCCGACGCCUAGCUUGUUUUAGAACAAUGGUUUUGUUGCGACAAACAAAAUUUUGAAGGAGAUAGAGACGUAAAGUCUUUCAAAUAAUAGUCAUGGCAAACAUACUAAUACUAAAUCGGUCAAAAUUCCGAAUGCUAAAAUAGUGCUGAAAAUUCGUAGCAGUUCAGUCUGCUUGUGGUCCUAUAAAAAGGGUACGAGACUGGCAAUAAAAAAAGCAUGUACCCACAACUACAAGAAGCAUCUAAAAUCAAAACGAGAGAAGAUGGCGAACAACGGCAACGCAAACGGCAAUGUUUGGCAGUUUAAGGGAAACACAGCAACUAGUGAUGCGGCUGCGGUAGCGUUGAGAAAGCUUGUUUUUAAGAUGUUCAGAAACUACAACUUGAACAGCGGGAAACCCAUCUUGGCCCCAAGUCCUGGCGAUCCCUCCGCCUCUCCCAGCUUUCUGACUUGCCCCGUAGCAGAGGAAGCCGUGGCUGCAGCGGCACGCUCGGGCAUGGCUAACUCUUAUGCACCGAGCCCUGGAAUAUUAAAAGCUAGAAGGGCGGUAGCGGAUUAUCUAAACGGAGAGCUUCCAGCGAAGCUGAAGGAGGAGGAUGUGUAUAUCACAGGUGGUUGCAACCAGGCAAUAGAGAUUGUAAUAGAUUCACUAGCCGGAAAUUCAGUCGCCAACAUUCUGCUUCCAAGGCCGGGUUACCCUCAUUACGAUGCUCGUGCUCUCUAUAGUUGCCUUGAGAUUCGCAAGUACGAUCUCCUUCCCCAAAAAGAUUGGGAGAUAGACCUAGACGGCCUCGAGGCUGCUGCUGAUGAGAAUACCGUCGCAAUGGUACUUAUCAAUCCCAACAAUCCUUGUGGAAAUGUCUACAGCUACGAUCAUCUCAAUAAGGUUGCCGAGAUGGCUAGGAAACUUGGUAUAGUGGUGAUAUCUGAUGAAGUAUACAAACAUGUUGUAUAUGGAGAUAGGCCUUUUAUUCCCAUGGGGAUCUUUGCAUCGAUAGCUCCAGUGAUCACGCUCGGAUCCAUAUCCAAGGGAUGGGUCGUCCCGGGUUGGAGAAUUGGUUGGAUGGCCAUGAAUGAUCCUAAUAGCAUUUUGAAAUCAACAGGGGUUAUUCAAGCAAUAGAGGAUUGUUUAGACUUAACUCCACAACCUUCACUUAUUCUCCAGGAGGCACUUCCUGAUAUAUUAGAGAAAACACCUAAAGAGUUCUUCGACAAGAAGAUUAAAGCAAUGAGACAGUCGGUAGAAUUUUCGUGUGAGAGGCUCAAGGACAUCCCUUGUCUCUUUUGUCCCAAGAAACCUGAAUCUUGUUCUUACUUAUGGGUAAAACUUGAUACGUCAAUGUUGGUUAAUAUCAAAAAUGACUUUGAGUUUUGCAUGAAGCUAGUUAGUGAGGAGAGCGUCCUCUUGAUUCCAGGAGUGGCUCUAGGGGCUGAUAAUUGGGUGAGAAUAUCGAUUGGAACCGACGCGUCAGUGCUAGAUGAGAUAUUUGACAGAAUAAAAACCUUCUAUGAUCGCCAUGCAAUAAGAAAGCUACCCAAUUCAAUGGGUCUAUUGCAAAUUUACAAUGAUCAGGAAAUGGAAAUUUGUUUUUCUUAAUCCAUAAAGUCUCCAGGGUUUUCGUUUUGUAACAAGGGACGAAUAAAUCUAAGUAUUUGAACUUUUGUAAUAUUUAAGUCGUUACUCAAAAACAGUAAUAUUUUAAGUCAUCAAUAAAAAGUUGAAUUAUUGACUAAAUGUUAGAACAACUCAAAGAUUAAAGAAUUGGUAACACA